Molecule: messenger RNA, 2372 nt
Organism: Aedes albopictus (Asian tiger mosquito)
Lineage: Eukaryota; Metazoa; Arthropoda; Insecta; Diptera; Culicidae
Gene: Zip89B
Product: zinc transporter ZIP1
Exons: 2
Coding region: 645-1871 (408 amino acids)
Biological process (GO): zinc ion transmembrane transport
Cellular component (GO): plasma membrane
Molecular function (GO): zinc ion transmembrane transporter activity
Source: RefSeq, a predicted model, not a curated record
AAUUAUUGACAUCUGGACCGGCGGGUUGGUUGCUGCUACUGUCUUGUGUAGGCCGUUUGGAUUCAGCGCACAAAGAGGAGACCACGAGAUAACUGCGAGAUAAACAAUCCGUUUAUGCGCGGAGUACUCAACUCACUCACACUGUAGGCGUUGGACAACUGAACGAACGGACACCGGUCUCGGGCAGCCUACUUACACAAACAUCGGGCACGGAGCGGACCGAGAGGAGCCUCCAUGCCAUGCCGUCGUCGUCAUUAAUUCGUCAAUCCAUCAACAACGAUUCGUACCUGUCUUGAGCGAAUUAGUCGUCUUGGAGAAGCCGGAGAGGAAAUAACGACCGAGUAAUACACUUACUCUCUGCGCGGUAGUUGGAGCUGACUAGAAGGCUACCUAUAAGACGUUUAGGUUUAGAGCCACUCUGGUUAGUCGGUUUUUGCACUCGGGAUAGUGGAGAGUGGUUAUUACGAUCGCGUUGCGUGUGUUAUCGGUCGAUCCUUGGAAGGGGUUUAUCUGAUCAAGUGAAGGUGCAUAACCAGAGAUUGGAGGAGUCGCAGAACAAAGAAUAGCACAUCCUCGGAAGCAUUUUAGCGUGUUUGUGUAGUGAAAGCAUUGUCCAAAUUAAGGUGAAAAGUGCAUCAUUAGAAAUGGAGGUCAACAGCACAGCAGUCGAGAACCUAUUGAGGAUUGGACGGGCCGACGACGAUCAUGACCAUGAUGAAGAUGAAAACGGCGAUAUUGUGGCCGCCAAGGCGACUGCCAUGGUUGUUUUGUUCUCGGUGAGCAUGAUUUGCGGAAUUGUGCCGUUCAAAUUGGCGAAAUGGUUCAAAUGGACGGACAGUGCCUCCGACGCAAAAGCCAGCCUCGUGGUCUCCAUUCUGUUGUCGUUUGGAGGAGGAGCACUGCUGUGUACUACUUUCCAACAUCUAAUACCGGAGAUCAACGAGGCCAUCCACGACCUCACCGAGCAGGGACUAAUGCCUGAGCUGAGCUUUAGUUUGGGAGAAUUUUUAAUGUGUGCUGGUUUCUUCAUCAUCUACUUGGUUGAAGAAUUGGUGCACCUAUAUCUGCACAGGCAUGAGCGCAAAAUGCAGGAAGCCAAAAUGAAUGAGCUGGAAGUCGCCGGUGGCGCUAUUAUGCGAGGUACACAUGCGAGGGAGAGCAUUAUUAUGCGAAAGAAAAACACUGAAAACCGCAAUGGAAGUAUUUCCACCGCAGAUCUAAUCUCGAACGAUUUGGAAAACCAGAAGCGGGGAAUUUCUGUGGCUUCGAACAACAUGUCCGUUGCCCAUUCGGGGCAUCCCCAUGACCACCACGUGCAUCACCACAUCCCACCGCCUGAGAUGGACGGAAAGAUUGUCUCAUCCAUUCGUGGUCUGCUGAUUGUAUUGGCUCUGUCGGUGCACGAGCUGUUCGAGGGACUGGCAGUGGGCCUGGAAGGAUCGGCCGCAACUGUCUGGUACAUGUUCGGGGCAGUGGCAGCCCACAAGUAUGUGAUAGCCUUCUGCGUGGGAGUGGAACUGAUUGUUGCCCGUACCAAGUUCUGGCUGGCGGUGGCCUACAUCUUCACAUACUCGGUAGUCAGUCCACUCGGCAUGGCGAUCGGAAUCCUCCUCAGCAACGGUUCCAACGCGGACGACAUGCAAGUCGUAUCCGUCGUGCUGCAGGGUCUGGCCUCCGGAACGUUGCUGUACGUUAUUUUCUUCGAAGUGCUCUCCAAGGACCGGUCGGGCCUGUGGCAGUAUCUGGCUGUAUUUUGCGGAUUCUUCUUCAUGUUCGGCAUCAAGUUCCUGACUGGUGGGCACAGCCACAGCCACGGUGUGACGGGAGACGACCAUGACCACGACCACGAUCAUGACCAUGAUCACCACUAGCGGGUCCGUCGUCCAGCGGCCUUGAGUCCGAGGAGAAGCUUAUCGUCACCCCCGUUCGCUGUUAUCAAGCGAACACGUGAAUGUAGGCGGCAGGAGAUCGAAGUGACGGAGGAUUGUAACAACAAUUGUUGGCGAACAAAUGAAAAAAAAAAACAAUAUGAACAGUAUUUGAUUGAGGUGAGCCGGCGUCCGAAACUCUUUGCAGCUGUGAUAGUGUGAAAACAAGUUUUAAUCUUACACAAGAGAAUAGAAGCUUCUUAUACGAUUCGAUAGGAUAUUUAAGAAACCAUAGAUAGAUAGCAAGUUUUAUAAUGAACAUCGGUUUUAGUACAAACCGCUGGAUGCUUGAGGAUGUGAUUCAAUGAUACAUAUGUUGAAAAACAGAAAGAUUUUAGCCGAUCUUUACAAUUAACAAGACUUGAAUUGUAUCUGUGUACCGUAAUAGCAUUUGCUUAUUAUUUUAAUGUCAGAGUGUAAUAAUAAUUUUAGUUUUAAUGUGUA